This is a messenger RNA of Dendrobium catenatum, 351 nucleotides long. Its product is annotated as EG45-like domain containing protein 2. Gene Ontology annotation, biological process: systemic acquired resistance. Bases 1 to 351 code for a protein of 116 amino acids. Lineage: Eukaryota; Viridiplantae; Streptophyta; Magnoliopsida; Asparagales; Orchidaceae. Gene Ontology annotation, cellular component: apoplast; cell wall. The record is from RefSeq and is a predicted model, not a curated record. The transcript is spliced from 2 exons.
AUGGAUCAGAAGCGGGAUGUAAUUAUUGUGGUGGCCGUGGCCAUGCUAUGCUCUUUAUCGCUGGCCUUUGCAGCUGAAACGAUGGCUAGCUACACACAUUCACCUUAUGUUCGUACACUGAUUGCCGGAUUUGGAAAUUCAAUGUGGAAUAGUGAGCUUUGUGGGCAGCAGCUGAAAGUAACUUGUAUUGAUGAUCAAAAUCCUCAACAGUACUGUAAGAGCUCCUCAGUGAUAGUCACUCUUGUGGAUCAUUGCGACGAAUGCCCUGACUCCAUCACUCUCUCAGAAGAAGCUUUUGAUGUUAUAGCCAAAAAAGAGGCUGGAAACGUUAAAGUGAAAUAUGAGCAGUAA